Messenger RNA from Sorghum bicolor (sorghum), 1207 nucleotides. Its product is annotated as dehydration-responsive element-binding protein 1A. Gene Ontology annotation, biological process: regulation of DNA-templated transcription. The transcript has a single exon. The record is from RefSeq and is a predicted model, not a curated record. NCBI's taxonomy places the organism in Eukaryota, Viridiplantae, Streptophyta, Magnoliopsida, Poales, Poaceae. Gene Ontology annotation, molecular function: DNA binding; DNA-binding transcription factor activity. Bases 250 to 984 code for a protein of 244 amino acids.
AAGUUGCAUCCCGCGGCGACCUAGCCAGAUGCAUUCCCCCUCUUGCUCCAUUUCUCCGGCUGUGAGAACUGAGAACUGGGCUGUAAGCGCUUUCUACUCUGCAUCAGCCGCCACCUAUAAAUAUGCGGCCGCAAAUCCCACCACUCGCAUCGCAAAAAUCACCCAAGACACACAGUUCAAGCAGCAGCAAGCAACGCAGAUCAACACAACCACCUUGAAGCGAAGGAAAAUCGAGCUAAGCUAGCUAAGAUGUGCCCGAUCAAGAAGGAGACGACGAGCGCCGAGUCCGGCUCGCCGCCGUGCAGCUCGCCCUCGUCCUCCUCCGCCUCGGUGAUGGUGAUGGAGCGCCACCACCAGACGACAGUGUGGACGUCGCCGCCGAAGCGCCCCGCGGGGCGCACCAAGUUCCGGGAGACGAGGCACCCGGUGUUCCGCGGCGUCCGGAGGCGGGGCAACGCCGGGCGGUGGGUCUGCGAGGUGCGCGUCCCCGGGAGGCGCGGCUGCAGGCUGUGGCUCGGCACCUUCGACACCGCGGACGCCGCGGCGCGCGCGCACGACGCCGCCGUGCUCGCCAUCGCCGGCGCGGGCCGCGCCUGCCUCAACUUCGCCGACUCGGCCUGGCUCCUCGCGGUUCCGGACUCGUACGCCAGCCUCGCUGAGGUUCGCCACGCGGUCGCGGAGGCCGUCGAGGAAUUUCAGCGCCGCGGAGAGGCGGUUGAGGUCGAGGAGGAGGAGGAGGAGGACGCGCGCUCGGCCACAGCGUCCUCGACGUCGUCGUCCCCGGCCAGCGAUGACGACGGCGGCGAGGAGUCGUCUUCGGCCACCGAGGACUCGCCGCCGUUCGAAAUGGACAUGUUCAGUGACAUGAGCUGGGACCUGUACUAUGCGAGCUUGGCGCAGGCGAUGCUCGUGGAGCCACCGCCCACAGUCACCACCGCCUUCUGCGACGACGGCGUCGCCGAAGUGCCACUCUGGAGCUACUAGCUAGGACUAGGACUAAGGCCGCUGUGCUUCAAUUUUUACCCUUUUCUUUCUCUUCGCGUCCAAAUCCAAUGCCAACAAUUUGGUAUUGAAAUGCAAAGGUUACUGUUUCUAGUAAUGAGACAGAGCAGAUUGGGAGAAAAAAAAAAACAGAGCAUGGCCGUUGACUUUGUAAUGGUGGCAAAUAGUAUUCGAAGUUCGAGCUUGUUAUUAUAGUUGUUGACCA